CUUCGGGAAAAGGCAAUAAUUUGCUCCGUGGAGCACACACGGGAGCAACAUUUAGAAAGUAGGAGGACUCGCCAUUGCUCGCAAUUUAUGUAGUCUUGAAAGAUUUGCUUUUACGCUUCCUUCGGACAUAAUGUUGCUUUGACCACGAGAUGCCUUAAGAAUGUGUCCAGAAUGCUGAAGCCAUGACGGAUCGCCCAGGUCUGAGCUUGCGGCAGCAGCGACCCAGCCAUCCCGAUCUUUCUCAUCGCCCCCCGCACACCCUCCUUGCUCGCAGACACCUCGCCACAGCCUGAGUAGAGCCUACCACCAUCCCCAAGCCCCUGUCCCUCAACCCCACUCGGGUGGAAGGCGAGCCCUCCCACGUGGAAUUAUGCCUGGAUGGAGGUCCCAGUGGCGUCUGGUGCUACUCAACCUGCUGACAUGUGGUCUAGAGAUCUGUGUGGCGGCUGGGAUCACAUACGUUCCACCCCUGCUUCUGGAGGCUGGCGUAGAGGAGAAGUACAUGACCAUGGUGCUGGGUAUCGGUCCUGUCCUGGGCCUCCUCUUCAUCCCCCUGAUCGGCUCAGCAAGUGACCGCUGCAACAGCAGCUACGGCCGACGCCGUCCUUUCAUCUGGCUGCUGUCGCUGGGCGUGCUGCUGGCUCUGCUCAUCAUCCCCCACGCCGACGUGCUGGCCACCCGCCUCAGCUGGGGCGCCACCCGUCCCAGCCGGGCCCUGCAGGUGGGCCUACUCGUCGUGGGCGUGGGUCUGUUGGACUUCUGCGGGCAGGUUUGCUUCACGCCGCUGGAAGCGCUGCUCUCCGACCUGUACCGCGAGCGCGACGACUGUGCCCAGGCUUUCGCCACCUUCUCCUUCAUGGUGAGCCUGGGGGGCUGUGUGGGCUACCUGCUGCCCGCGCUCGACUGGAGCGGGGGCCUCCUCGCCUUCUACCUGGGUGGCCAGGCAGAGUGCCUCUUCGCCCUCCUCAUCAUCAUCUUCGUCAUCAGCGUGUUAGUCACCAUGAAGGUGUCGGAGGAGGCCCCACGCGGGCUGGCCACACCUGACGACCGGCCGGCGGAGAGCAGGCCAUGCGGGCCGUGUGGUCCUCGCGCUUGCUGCUACGUGGUCCGAUGCAAGCUCCGCCUCCUGAGGGCCAGCCCGCUGCUGUGCCUGCUCAGAAGCUGCUGGUCCAUGAGCCCAGCGAUCUACCGGAGCUACUGCCACGUGCCGCGUGUCAUGCGGCAGCUGUGCGUGGCUCAGCUCUGCAGCUGGAUGGCCGUCAUGUCAUUCAUGCUGUUUUAUACGGACUUUGUGGGCGAGGGGCUGUAUGAAGGUGUGCCCAGUGCCGCGCCGGGCACUGCACCCAGACAGCAGUACGAUGAAGGAAUCCGCAUGGGGAGUCUGGGAUUGUUCCUGCAAUGUGCCACCUCCACGGUCUUCUCGUUGAUCCUCAGCAGGCUGGUGCGUGCGUUCGGCUCCAGGCGGGUCUACGUGAGCAGCAUGGUCUCCUUCACUGCUUCCGCGCUGGUCAUCUGCCUGUCCAAAAGUGUGCUGCUGGUCACAGCCAUGUCCGCCCUCACGGGGUUUGCCUACGCUGUCCUGCAGACGCUGCCGUACACUCUCACCUGCCACUACCACAAAGACAAGGAGGUGUACAUGCAAACCAGCAAAACCAAAAAGACGCACAAGAAGGGGCUGAGUGUCGCUCAUGAGACUGCGUGUCUCAUGCUAGAGGAUGACAUGGGUGAUCUAAGCCUCAAAAGCGGACCCACCAAUGGCCACACCUCCUAUAGCCAGCACACCCCAGAACACUACCCCUCUCAGAAUGGUACGGUCCCUGGUCCGGAAGCAGAUGAUUAUGACAAACGAGGGGUGGGUUUGGAUUUUGCCAUUCUAGACAGCACCUUCCUGCUCUCUCAGGUCUUCCCCACACUCUUCAUGGGCAUGAUCGUCCAGUUCACAGAGUCUGUCACUGCCUACAUCGCUUCAUCUGCCGUUUUUGGUGCAGUUGGUGUCUAUUUUGCCACGCAUGUCAUCUUUGACCAAAACGACUUUGAAGGCUGAAAGAAUACAUCUGAUGGAAGGAUUUAAGAUACAAUAUUACAUUGUCCUCCUUCACCAAGUUCACAAGCUUUUGCCUUAUGACGUGUGAGUGUGUGUGAGUGUGUGUGUGUGUGUGUGUGUGUGUGUGUGUGUGUGUGUGUGUGUGUGUGUGUGAGAGAGAGAGACAGAGAGAACAUUUAAUAGAAAAUGGCAUUCUGUAAAAGCAUGCAAUACAAAAGUAUGCUCUGUAACAGUUUACGAGGUGCCAGAACAACAAAACUGGUCAAAGGCAAAAAUGUUACAUCAUAAAA
This is a messenger RNA of Electrophorus electricus (electric eel), 2334 nucleotides long. RefSeq names its product solute carrier family 45 member 3. Gene Ontology annotation, cellular component: membrane. Gene Ontology annotation, molecular function: sucrose:proton symporter activity. The record is from RefSeq and is a predicted model, not a curated record. NCBI's taxonomy places the organism in Eukaryota, Metazoa, Chordata, Actinopteri, Gymnotiformes, Gymnotidae.